UCGCCGCCAAUUUGGCAUUGCGAAAAGCUAGCCUUCGAUGGGUACGUUGCCAGGCUAUAUACACUGUCCGGUUGUGAGAAAGACAAGGCAAUGCCAACGCCGAACGUCCUACACGUGUCACGGGAGCUUUCCUACUUUGAUUGUGCGCGAAAAUGUAGUGGUAUGGUUGAUGAAUGUGGCUGGAUGAAUUUCAAGGAGAACGCUACAGCAGAUAACUGUGAGUUGGGGAAGACGCCAAAGGAUGCCGGCUGUACUGACCUUGUAGAGAGGAAUGGCUUCAGCUUUUACCUUAAGGAGCCGUUCUGUUCCCAUAACACCGCUUAUGAUCCUUUGCUAGAACUAUGUAAGGUUUGCCCAUUAGGUUUUACUGGGCGACGCUGUGAAGUCAGAGUUUAUGAUUGUGGAGAUUACUACCAUGCUAAAUUAGACUCGAAUAAAAAAGGCAUUGGCCGCAGACACAUCUGGCCUGAGAAGUCUAAGGAACCAUUCGAGGUUUCAUGCUGGUUCACUGGAAAUGGCCAGACUCUCAUUCAAAGACAAAAAUAUAAAAAAGACUUCAACAUGACUCGAAAUUGGUUUAACUACACAGAAGGCUUCUCGAUGUCCGGAAGCUUCUGGCUAGGCAACCGAUACAUUCACGAGAUCGUCGCUGGAGAUCGCCCGUAUAGGUUGCUCUUAAAGUUUGCAAGGUUCACUGACACUCCCUACACUUUGACAAUUGGUGGGACCUUUACGAAUUUCUAUAUAGAAAACGAAACCAAGAACUUCCAAGUUACCGUGACAUCGAAAUCGAAAUCAAAUCUCGCGAGGUUGCCAAAUGGUACGUACUUUUCGACGUACGAUAGAGACAACGAUGGCAACGCCAGUGUCAAUUGUGCGCAGGACUACGGUGGUGGGUGGUGGUUCGGGGUGUUUUGCGCAGAAGCGAAUGUGAACGGACCGCGACUGCUUGAGAGCGAGUGGAGUGCGGAAGUUUGGCCGCAGCUGUCUUGGGGGACCAAGGCCAGGACGAGUGGACUCAGGGAGUCAUGGAUGAUGCUUGAGGUGGACUCAUCGUACACUUACCCGGGGAGUUACUGACUUGUUGCUUGUAUUAAGUGAAAAUAAGUAAGGCUAACUAGAAGGAAUGUACUCUGCAUUUCAAAUUGAUUAAAAAAAACUUUAAAAAAAUCUCCUAUACAUAUAUUCAUAGAAUGAAUGAGAGCCGAGCUCACAGCAAAAAUAUAUCGAUAGAUAUAUAAGCUGUAAAGAGCUGGAAACGCGUUAAGAUGUAAUGUAGUAAUUCCCUUAUAUAGCCAAAAUUCCUGUCUUUUAUUUGCAUUUAUUUCAUCACCAUAUGUUGGGACUUUUCUAAUUUGAUUCCGGUACCACGCCAGGGUACCACCAGGACAGCUAUAAAUGGGUUAAGGAACGUGGAUGGAAUCGAACCGAAUUGGCUUACGCCGUAUGGUGGCAGCAUUAAAUCGAUUCUUUCCUCCAGUGCUCGUGGUACAUUGACGUUUAUCCACCGAAACCUUUCUUGCAAUUUGGCCGUGAUGACGUUAUUCCUCCAAGAGACGUGACCGGAAUUGGAGGUUUUUAAGAGUACAUAUAUCUCCGUCGUUAGUGCUUCUAUGCAGGUGCAUGGUUGACUUCCAGCUAAAUGGUGGAGUAUCCUCAUUGGAGCCCAUAUCCGCUUU
Molecule: messenger RNA, 1679 nt
Organism: Lineus longissimus
Lineage: Eukaryota; Metazoa; Nemertea; Pilidiophora; Heteronemertea; Lineidae
Product: fibroleukin-like
Exons: 3
Coding region: 91-1080 (329 amino acids)
Source: RefSeq, a predicted model, not a curated record